Plenodomus lingam JN3 is the source of this 756-nucleotide messenger RNA. The record is from RefSeq and is a predicted model, not a curated record. NCBI's taxonomy places the organism in Eukaryota, Fungi, Ascomycota, Dothideomycetes, Pleosporales, Leptosphaeriaceae.
AUGUCAAGGCAUCCACCAGCGCAUCCCCAUCGUCUGUACCCAGCGUAUUGCUUCAGAGCCUCGCCUACCUUCAACACCUGGGUCAAGCUCACGGCAGCCGACAUCCAGGGCCUGCGUUCCGAGCCCGACUUCCAGGCAGGACAGAACAUCUAUUUCCACCUCAACCAUCCAAUUCGCUUUGUCCGCCUGGUCGGCGCCAUCGUAGCCAUCAAUGACAUCCACAUCCGCUACACCGUCCUCACCAUCGACGACGGCAGCGGUGCAACCAUCGACCUCACCAUUACGAGAAUCCCAUCGCCCGGUCUGAACCCUGUCGACACCUCCUCACCCACCACAGUCGACAAUGUGCACAUCGUCAGCCGCAUCGGUGUCUUCGACGUCCUCGUCGACCAGCAAAGCCUCGAUAUCGGCACCAUUGUAAAGGCAAAAGGCACAAUCUCUGAAUUCCGCGGUGCCAAGCAACUCGAUCUGAAAAGAAUCAGCAUCGUCGCGGAUACGAAUGAGGAGGCGCGGGCUUGGGCCGAGGCGGCGGCGUUCAAGCAAUCUGUUCUAGCGAGACCGUGGCAUAUCAGUGCGACAGAGGGCAAGAAGAUCAAGAGCGCUAUUCGGGCGGAGAAGAAGAAGGAGCAGGAAUAUGAACGGCGCAGAGCAGAGUACAAUACGAAAAUGGAUGAGCAUCGACAGGCCAAGGAGGCCAAGCUCGAGAUGCGCCGACGAAAGGAGGAGGCCAUGAUGAAUGCCGGCGCACUGAUAUAA